Molecule: messenger RNA, 1206 nt
Organism: Klebsormidium nitens
Lineage: Eukaryota; Viridiplantae; Streptophyta; Klebsormidiophyceae; Klebsormidiales; Klebsormidiaceae
Source: the annotation of a GenBank genome assembly
AUGGUCUCUUCCGGCGGCGCUUGGUUCGGACGCAAGAAGGGCGCUGCGUCCACCGAAAGUCCGGCCCUGAUCACGUCCGAACAAAUCGACAAAAGCGAUGCAUAUGAGCCGCUGCCCUCCACGUGCGGCUCUCGAAAAGAUGAGCACUCAACAGCUGAGGUUCUCUCCGCCAAAGCGCGCGCCGCUGAAGCGGACGCGCUUCGAGAGCUGGCGGUCGGCGGCCUGCGCGAGGAGCUGGCGUCCGUGACCCGGGAGCUCGCGGAGGAGCGGCGCGAGAGCGCGCGAAAGACGGCGGAGACCGCGGACCUCCGAGAACAAGUUUCGGCGUUGACCAAGACGCUCCCGGAAGAGGAGCGUCAGAGUGCGAAGGAACUUGGGCGGGAGUUGGCGGAAGCGAAGCGGAACGGCGCGGAACAGGCGGCGCGCGUCGCGGAACUUGAGACCGAGCUGAGGCGCACGCACGAGGCGGGGGCGCGGUGCGGCGAGGAGCGCGAGCGGCUGAACUUCGCGCUCGCGUUCAACGCGCAAGUGGGCUCCGUUCCGCGCAGCGUCCUGGCGUCCGCUCCGGAGUCGCUGCUGUACAGAAUGUACUGCGGGGAUUGGGACUACGCGCGCGAUGAAGUGGGGCGCGCGCUCGUUACGUGCCACCCUGACCGGUGGAACGCCGUCCUGGAGCACCUGACGACCGGAGCUGUUCCGACGGAAUGGGAUCCGGCGCUCCUGGCGCAGGCGCGGCACUGGAACCUGAGCCGGUUGGUCGAAGGCCUCGAGGCGCUGAGUUUCGGUGUGGUUGUGACAAACGACCCGGAUCAAGAAGGAUUCAAAGCCCGGUGCACGUUCGUGUCUGUGACGAACCAGCUGAGCACCGGGGAGAAAACUGCGCGCGUCGAGUUCGCUACGGGCCAGGGGUGCUGGUUUGUUGUGGAAGUAGACCGGAGCGGCGUUGCUCUGGAUCCAGUGAAACCGCCUGGAAUGAAACAAAUGAAACACUCCCUGAUCUCCUCGUGCAAGUGGCGCGUUCUGCUGCGGACCGAGGACCUCGAGACGGACCAGGGAGUUGCGGGUUCCUCUGCGGACAUGCGGACGUCACGUGGGCUUUUCUGGAAUCAGCUGGGCUACACGGUCCACCAGCCGCUCACGGAGCCCUUGGCGCGCGCGCGCGACAGCUUGGUAGUCGAGGUCGAAGCCCGUUUUACGGUUCUGUAG